AUGGGGGCCACAGGUUAUGGAUAUUACCGCACCGUCAUUUUCUCGUCCAUGUUUUUGGGAUACACGUUGUAUUACUUCAACAGGAAAACCUUCUCCUUUGUGAUGCCGUCCGUGAUGGAGGAAAUCAAACUGGAUAAAGACGACCUUGGACUCAUCACCAGUAGCCAGACGUUGGCCUAUGCUAUCAGCAAGUUCAUCAGUGGAGUGCUCUCAGACCAGCUCAGUGCACGCUGGCUCUUUUCCAUUGGGCUCUUCGUGGUGGGCGCCAUCAACGUGUUUUUCUCCUGGUCGUCCACGGUUGCGGUCUUUGCGGCGCUGUGGUUUGUCAACGGUCUGGGCCAAGGAUUGGGCUGGCCACUGUGUGGCAAAGUCCUCAGGAAGUGGUUUGAGCCGUCCCAGUUUGGAACGUGGUGGGCAGUCCUGUCGUGCAGUAUGAAUCUGGCCGGGGGCGCGGGCCCCAUUGUGGCGACUGUGCUCGUUCAGUACUACGACUGGAGGACCAUCCUGGCCAUGUCUGGGGCGGUCUGCAUGGGCAUCGCUUUCACCUGUUUGUUCUUCAUUAAGAACGAGCCCAGCGACGUGGGACUGCCCAACAUUCAGCCCGACGCCAAACAGAGCAAAGGAUCAAAAGGAGCUCCUAACGAUGAGAGCACGCUGAAGGAGUUCCUCCUCUCUCCUUACCUGUGGCUCCUGUCUUUUGGUUACCUGGUGGUGUUUGGGGUGAAGAUAGCAUGCACCGACUGGGGCCAACUCUUUCUCAUGCAGGAGAAGGGCCAGUCUGCACUGAUGGGCAGUUCCUAUAUGAGCGCUCUGGAGGUGGGAGGCUUUGCGGGCAGCUUGGCGGCCGGUUAUCUCUCUGACAAGGCCGUAGCUCGACAGGGACUAGGUAGUCAUGGGAACCCACGCCAUGGCCUCCUCCUCUCCAUGAUGGCUGGGAUGUUUGUGUCAAUGUAUCUCUUCCGGGUCACUAUCACACCAGAGGUCCCAAAGGAGGCCUCUCUCUGGGUAGUGGCUCUUCAUCCAAUAUCUGAACUGAUUGGAGUUUCAGAACAGGAGAUCUGGAUAUUAAUUCUGGGGGCUGUUUUUGGAUUCUCCUCAUAUGGACCAAUCGCGUUGUUUGGCGUGAUAGCCAAUGAGAGCGCUCCCUCUAACUACUGUGGGACAUCACAUGCCAUCGUGGCUCUCAUGGCUAACGUUGGAGCUUUUCUCGCUGGACUUCCAUUCAGCACCAUUGCCAAGCAUUACAGCUGGGACACAGCCUUCUGGGUGGCCGAGGUGACCUGCGCGCUGACUACGGUCGGCUUCUUCCUGCUGCGUAACAUUCGCACCAAAAUGGGCCACGUGCCCAAGAAGACUGAAUGA
Molecule: messenger RNA, 1362 nt
Organism: Chanos chanos (milkfish)
Lineage: Eukaryota; Metazoa; Chordata; Actinopteri; Gonorynchiformes; Chanidae
Gene: slc37a4b
Product: solute carrier family 37 member 4b
Exons: 9
Coding region: 1-1362 (453 amino acids)
Biological process (GO): glucose-6-phosphate transport; phosphate ion transmembrane transport
Cellular component (GO): endoplasmic reticulum membrane
Molecular function (GO): glucose 6-phosphate:phosphate antiporter activity
Source: RefSeq, a predicted model, not a curated record